Molecule: messenger RNA, 985 nt
Organism: Caenorhabditis elegans
Lineage: Eukaryota; Metazoa; Nematoda; Chromadorea; Rhabditida; Rhabditidae
Gene: srg-30
Product: Serpentine receptor class gamma-30
Exons: 5
Coding region: 36-935 (299 amino acids)
Biological process (GO): sensory perception of chemical stimulus
Cellular component (GO): membrane
Molecular function (GO): transmembrane signaling receptor activity
Source: RefSeq, marked reviewed
AGCUUCUGUCUGACUUCGCUUUCAGAAGUCAAGCUAUGCUGAAAUGUCACCCAGGCUUCAAUACGAAAUUGGAACUAUUGAAAUAUGGAAUUCAAUUCGUUUAUUUCAUUGUCGGACUCGGCUUUCACUUUGCUGUAAUUAAAGUCCUGCAUAAAAAGUGGUCAGUGUAUUCGAAAUACCCGUUUUUAAAGCUAUACUACGUAGAUUCCAUAUUGAGUGUUCUAAUUAUUUUGUUGGACCUUGUACUUAUCAGAGUAUUCAACUACAUUCCGCCACUCUGCCAAUGGGUCUUGCAAGAAUUUCCAGAACCAUCACAAUUAAUUUCCAUUCUGUUUAUCGAGCAAUACUUGCAGUUCGUGAAAAGUCUCAUAUUCUGUUUUAUGGUGGUUAACAGGGCAAAUAAUGUGAUUUGUGUGAAGUCGUUUGGAACGAUUCAAAGUUGUAUCAUUCCUCAUGUGAUUGUUUUCUGCAUUCUAUGCCCAUUGCUUGGCGUCUGGACAGCGUUUCUUUCGGAUAGUCGAUUUGUUCCAUUUCAGGGAGGAUUUAUUCAUGAGACUAUGAUGGAGUAUCACUGGAUAACAGUCUCUCAGUUCUCAGUGAUCAUAUCUUCCAUAACAAUUGUCACUGUAUGCAUAUGUUCCGUGAUCUCUAUGUUGUGCAUUUCAAGGACACAUGCUGAAAAUAAGCACACCGAACAAUCUCUGACAGCCUCAGCUCUUGCGAUGAGCAUCUUCUACGUGUUUGCUCUUUCGAUGAACAUUUACUGUCAAAAAGCGCAUGCUUCAUCUUUAGAGAUGCUUGAAUUUUGGAAAGCCCUGACUGCAUUCGCAUUUGAUAUCAUUCUAGUUUGCCCUCCAGUCAUCAUGUUAUGCUUGAACGUCAGACUACGAAUCAACGUCUUCUCCGUUGAUACUAGACCAACUUCUCCAAAGUAAAAAUAAAUUUUAAAAAAUCAAAGCUAUGAAAUAAAAAUGUUUUGAAUCUA